AUGGGUAAGCUUUCCCCCUCCCCGCCAGCGAAAGUGGAGCUACCUGAUGUGAAGUGGACGGCUGCUCCGUUGCCCGAGAUCAAGGACGUGAUUGAAGAGCCUGCGUCGAUCAAGCACUUUACGCAGUCGUCGAGCAAACACGCACUCACUCCGAUCGGUAGUUCGGCGGUGGCCGGCACAACCGACGGACCUACCUGGAAAAAUCCCAUUCCCCACCCAGUCUACAACCUCGAAGCCAUCGACGACAUCCCGCAGACACACCACCAGCCACGGAAGAUCCAUGAAUACGUGGCUCUACUCGGUGUCAAGACGCUCCGACUCGGCUUCGACCUCCUCUCGGGGUAUCGCGGCCCUGGAGCCGCCAUGACCGUGCAGGACUGGCUCAACCGAUGCCUCCUCCUCGAAACCGUGGCAGGCGUACCGGGCAUGGUGGUGGGUAUGGCGCACCAUCUACGCUCGCUGCGGUCGCUCAAGAGAGACUCCGGUUGGAUCCACACGCUGCUGGAGGAGGCGGAGAACGAGCGCAUGCACCUGCUCAUCUUCAUGAACAUGAAGCAGCCUGGGUGGGGCUUCCGCAUGAUGGUGCUGGCUGCGCAGGGGGUCUUUUUCCCCGCGUUCUACCUGGCCUACCUCGUUUCUCCCAAAACGUGUCACCGCUUCGUGGGGUUCCUAGAGGAAGAAGCAGUGAAGACAUACACAAAUUUACUUGAGGACAUGGAGCACGGACACCUUGACGAAUGGUGCACCACCACUGCACCGCUCAUUGGCCGCAGCUACUACAACUUGCCGGAAGACGCCAAGGUGUACGACAUGAUCAAGUGCAUCCGCGCGGACGAGGCGAACCACCGCGACGUGAACCACACGUUCGCGGGGCUCGACCAGAAGCGCGGCGUCAACCCGUUCGUUGGCCAGCACUAA
Molecule: messenger RNA, 918 nt
Organism: Phytophthora sojae
Lineage: Eukaryota; Oomycota; Peronosporomycetes; Peronosporales; Peronosporaceae
Exons: 1
Coding region: 1-918 (305 amino acids)
Biological process (GO): alternative respiration
Cellular component (GO): mitochondrion
Molecular function (GO): alternative oxidase activity
Source: RefSeq, a predicted model, not a curated record